AUGCGACAGAAACGAGCCAAGUCGUAUCGUCGGCUGGUGCAUCAGUAUGUGCUGCACUACCGAUUUCGCGAGCCGUUUCAGGUGCUCAUUGACAAUACGUUUGCCCAGGCGCUGGUGCGAUACCAAGUGCAAGAUCCGCUAAAACAAUUGGUCAAUGUAUUGCAAGCCAAAGUCAAGCCUAUGAUCACGCAGUGUUGCAUGGUCGCGCUGUAUGAGGCGGAAAAAGCGUCAGAGGGCAACGAUCUCCGGCAGGCCAAGGAUGCCAUUGCUUUGGCGAAAACUUGGGAGCGACGCAAAUGCAACCACAAGGAAGCCAUCGCCCCGGGGGAGUGCCUUGCGUCUGUGAUUGGGCCGACAAACCAGCAUCGAUACAUUCUCGCUGCGGAUGAUGCGUACAUACGUCGUGCUCGGCGUCGCACUGUGCCUGGCUUGCCACUCUUGCAUUACUCGCAAAGCGUGCUUGUACUUGAGCCGAUGAGUGAUGUCACAGAGCGCCACAUUGCCGAGAUGGAGGCCCACAAAUCGACGGUGAGUGUGACGGAGCAAAAGAUCUUGGCGCACGCUGCCGAGCCUACGCCUGCCCCUGCCCCGCUGCCUCCCAAGCGGAAGCGUGCGAAAGAGCCGAACCCACUGAGUGUGAAGAAGAAAAAGAAGGGGGAGGCAGCGCCUCCUACGACCUCUGCGACCUCGCCGCACGAGGCACCGGAGGGCUCGGAUACCAAGCGACGACGUCAUAAGAAGCGUGGGCGUGGCUCGUCCUCUGUGUCUAUCACUUCUACUGUACAAUAG
This is a messenger RNA of Malassezia pachydermatis, 789 nucleotides long. Its product is annotated as rrna processing protein. The transcript has a single exon. Gene Ontology annotation, cellular component: nucleolus; small-subunit processome. NCBI's taxonomy places the organism in Eukaryota, Fungi, Basidiomycota, Malasseziomycetes, Malasseziales, Malasseziaceae. Gene Ontology annotation, molecular function: small ribosomal subunit rRNA binding. The record is from RefSeq and is a predicted model, not a curated record. Bases 1 to 789 code for a protein of 262 amino acids.